This is a messenger RNA of Styela clava, 1287 nucleotides long. Lineage: Eukaryota; Metazoa; Chordata; Ascidiacea; Stolidobranchia; Styelidae. The record is from RefSeq and is a predicted model, not a curated record.
GCACUAAAACCUCGAGAUGAAAAUCUCAAUCACAUUUAUAUUAAUAUACGUCAUCGCGCCAUCCUGGUGCCAAGAUGAAACAGUGUUUCACUGCUCACCCAAGCCGGGUUGCCAGAUUGCACAAUGUGAUCCGGUUGCUGUAAGAUGGGACAGACCGGGUUUCAACAUCGAUAAACAGCUGCAUGACAAGGAGUUUCCGAUUACAUGCAAAUCUGAGAAUGCGGCAAAGCCUCAGAAUACUGGAAAUUUAUUUCCUUUAGUAUCCAGGAAUAUUUUAGAUAUCGGACAUAUCAAAUCAGAUUUAAGAGAACUGGAAGAAGGUUUCGAAAAUAAAUUGAAAAAUAUUGGCAGUCCUGGAAAUGACGAAAGUGGCGACAAAAUUGAAGAACAAUCAACAGAAAUCAACAAUCUUAAAAGGAGAGUUGAACAACAAUCUGAUGAAAUGAAGAAACUGAAGGAAGAAUUUGAAGAGCUUUGGGCAAUAAAUAGCAAGUUACUGGAGAAGCAGUCGAAAACUGCGCAACAGUCUACUGAAAUAAAAGAGUUGAAGAAAGAAAUAUCCCGGAUUGAACGAAGACUUGUCGUUAUGGAUAAGCCUCAUCAGCUUCCAGAUUCCGGGCAGAUUACCAAACCAACAACAAAGACUCGAACAACAUUGAAACCAACUUCUGCUUCAGAAAACUGCAAAUUAAAGGUUGGAAAAAUUUGUUAUUUUGCUGUGAUACAUGAUGAAUGGGAUGUCAACUACGACAAAGCAGUUGAUAUUUGUAAGAAACGUAAUGCAUAUGUUGGUCUCAUUGAAGAUAAAGAAUUUUACAAUGCAAUUAUGAAAUACUUGAGAAAGGAAAUUCCGAAAGGAGAGGUGUGGAUUAAUAUAUGGACAGGAAUCCACUUUGAUCCAAUGACUGGUGCCUUCUCACCCAUAGAUUCAUUCAUUGAAUGGCGUUCGGGUAGCUAUCCAAAAACGGGAAUUAAAUAUAAAGACCAUACAAUUGUUUACCUUGAAGUUCGUUCCAACCCGAAUUAUUUUCAAGGGAUGGUGAAUGAAUACCCAACUAGGAAGCUCAAUGGAGUUAUUUGUGAGAUCCAGAUCUAAUGAGAGUCUGACUUGUUAUAUUUUGUUCUUCUUGAUCUAUAAUUAAUGAAAUAUAAAUCAUUGAAUUUUGAUUUAAAAUUUAAACGUUUAUCAUUUCUAAUAAUUACAGCAUAAAACAGUAAAUAUCAAUUAAUAAUUAAAAUAAAGUAAAACUGUUGCACUAAAUUAAUUUUCAUAACUCUAAUUUUGAA